Molecule: messenger RNA, 2707 nt
Organism: Olea europaea var. sylvestris
Lineage: Eukaryota; Viridiplantae; Streptophyta; Magnoliopsida; Lamiales; Oleaceae
Exons: 2
Coding region: 93-2456 (787 amino acids)
Source: RefSeq, a predicted model, not a curated record
CAUAACAAAGAAAUUUCCACCACUCGAGCAUUCUCAUCUCAAAUCCAAAGCAACGCAGUCGUCGGAAGAGAGCUGAACAAUUAAACAAAAUAAUGAACGCCAAUGCACCAAUGCCAUGGAUAGGCCUAUACGCUGCUUUAGCAUCUCUAACGUGGACUCUUUUACUUGUGCUUGAUGCAGUGAUCUCUAUACACAGUAGAAAAUUAUGGUUCCCCUGCAGAUAUUCUGCUCUCAAUGCUGUUUCCAUGACUGCGUUAUCCAUCGCAGUGAAGUUGUCAAUGGAUCUAACUACCCCGAUGAAAGGUAAGUAUGAUCAAGCUGCUAAAUGUAGUAGCACUGCUUUCUUGUGUAUUUCAACCACUCAUUUCAUGCCUUCUCUCGGAUCCAUGAGUGAUAGAGAUAUAUUAGUGAACUUGACAGCACUGGGAUCCCUUAUAGUGACGCUUACCGUAAAUGUUAUCAUCCAAGUAUUCACAGGCGUGAUUGAAGAACAUUUCCAAGGGGUGAUUGUCUUUAUGAAUAUUUAUGCGUUAAUUGUAUUGAGCUCUUCUGCUUUAACAGUAUUUACAAGUAAAAUGUAUUUGGAAGACAAGUAUAAAGAAUUGCGUACAUUAAUUUCGGCAGAGGAACUACAAGGAGGCGAAUUAAUGGACUUUGACAAGUUAAAGUCACGAGUGAAGAAGUACUGGGUGAUGGCAGAAACAGGUAACCCUCAGUUUGUAAUGGCACGAUCUGAGGCCAGUGGCGCUUUAUUCUUGAUCUGUGCCAUUAGUUACAGCUAUAAUGCAGGUUAUGCAACAAUGUUGCUUGAACAAAGUAAGUUAAAUAUAGACUCCAGCUAUAAAUGUUCAGUAUAUUUUGUUUUUUUGACACAAUAUGUAGGUAUGGCUUUUUGCACUGUCAUGUCUUUAGGAAGAUUUUUAGUAGCUUUACUUCACGCUGUACGGAAUAUUAGAAAAUGUACCAUCUCUAGCAUUUCAUCAGAAAUAAAGAAUUACAGAAUCGAAAGACUGGUAGAGUGGAAAAAAAGACUCCCACCAUUACAAGUUCGAGGCCAGAAGUGUAGAAAAAUUAUUUAUCACAUCAGAAAUCUACUUCUCAACAUUUGUAUAGGAAGUCAGAUAGUGAUUGUGAUCACGAAUAAAUUGCUUCUGCCAAUCUCAAUUUUUGGAUCUCUCUGCUUAUUGAUGCUUUAUCAAGUAAUCCCAUUGAGCUUCGUACUCUUUAUUGGUAUCUUGAGGAAGAGAAUCAUUAGAUGUUUUGUGAUGUUGAAGAAAUUUUUCUUAAGGGAAUCCGAGGACUUGAUCAUUCCAAAUGAACGAGAACACAUUCUUGGUUAUGAGCAAGAUAUUGGAGAAUUUGUUUUACUUCUAGAAAGUGAGGCAAUACAAGAUGGAUACCUGAAGUUCGUUAACACUUCUAUUAAUUCAUGCAUAAAGAUGGGUGCAAAGCGUCAGCCUAGAUAUCUAAUGGAGCUUAUGGAGAAUUCCACCAGCUUCGAGGGUGUAUUAAAAUUUGAAAGUGAUCAAGUCUCUCCGAUAAUUCGCACCAAACAUCUUAAUUCCUGGAGUCUUUCUGUGGCAACACUAACAAGCAUCAUUGAAGCUCUUCCCAACAUUCAAAAUGAGAAGAGGAAUCAAUUGUUAAAAAGCGUCAUUGAAGGUUUUAGGUAUGUGCGCCUUAUAGAGAAAAAUCUGGAUGUUUAUAAAAAAUUGGAAAGCAGCACGAGUGCUGCAGAAUUUGCGUGGGUUCUAGUUGAAUUGAGACACAAGUGGUUGGACAUGGACCUCCAAAAAAUUUCCAGGGUAUCAAAUUCCUGCAAAGAAACUCUUCAGAAGCUUGCAAAUAGAAGUGAAGAAAUUUUGACGGAAUUCCCAAGUAGAAUGAAUGAAAAUGCUUGGGAAAAUUUGCCUGAAAAUAUCAUAAUUGCUAAUUCAAUGCACAAAAUAAGCCAUAGUUUGCUGUUGGUUUAUGAAGAAAGCUAUCAUUCAGCAUCAGAUACUCAAGUGUUUGAGAGAUUGUCAGUUAUCGUUGCAGAUAUAUUUGCUGCAUGCCUAAGCAAUUUACCUCAUGUUAUACUCAAGAAAUGCAACAACAACGUCAUAGAAGAACGGGAGAAAAGCAUCCGGGAAGCAACUCACCUUUUGGGAGAAACUCAAGGCAUUCUAAAAGCUCUUCAAAAGCUUGAAAUUCCUAAUCUAUCACCUGAACAAUCAAUUUACAUUGAUGAAUGGCGUACUUUACUCAAACACACUGACCAUGGUAUUUCUGACUCAACUCCUAGCAGUGAGAAUAUUGUUACCGCUUCAAGUGGUGAGGUGCAUUUGGGUAUUCAAGAGCUUUGUGCAAGUGCUAAAGCAGAACCUUUGGAAAUGGAUGAAGGCAACACGGAGUGUCAUGAGAGCGGUGAAAUGGCCGAAAAGUCACGAGAAGAAAAAGAGAACAGCCAAGAAUAAAACCCCAACAUUUCCACUUUCGGAAGUUAUCCUUUUAUAAGCAUCUUUCUUGUGUGUUUAUUGGAGUUUGCCACGCAAUUAAUGUUGUGAUUUGUGAGUCAUUCAGUAAUAUUGUAUUAUCUUGAAAACCUAGUGGCACCUAAUGUUGGCAUGUUUUAGACAUUAUUUUGCUUAUUUUUAAGAUUAAAAGUGUCAUUCAAUAUUGUUAUGCUGUUAUAAUUUGUUGAUCAAUAAAAUAGAUAAUUCACUUA